Zerene cesonia (dogface butterfly) is the source of this 1402-nucleotide messenger RNA. Its product is annotated as myoneurin-like. The transcript has 2 exons. Bases 135 to 1208 code for a protein of 357 amino acids. The record is from RefSeq and is a predicted model, not a curated record. NCBI's taxonomy places the organism in Eukaryota, Metazoa, Arthropoda, Insecta, Lepidoptera, Pieridae.
AGGAAGACUCUGCGGGAACACAUGAGAAUACAUAAAGACGAUAGACGUUUUAAGUGUGACCAUUGUGGGCAAGCGUUUGUUCAGAAGUGCAGUUGGCGUGGGCACAUGCGAGCGAAGCAUGGCGAAAAGGUCUAAUGACAUUCGCAUGUAAAAGGGUACGGUUGAAGUCUGACAGCAGGGAAACUGCUAAGACUGUAGCCAAUGAAAACAGUGAUACACCGAAAGUGACACUAGGUAAAGAGUUGACUAAGCACCGAACGAAUAUUAGAGAGAUUAUCCGUUGGUCCAACGCGACUCCGAUACGAUGUAGAGGUGGUAUAGGAUAUGCGUGCUGUUUCUGUUCAAACCAAUACCCGGAUCCAGCCGAUCUUAAACGACACACAAUAGACGGUCACGAUGAGGAAACCAAACGAGACUUCAUGAAAGGCAAAGAUAUGUACGGCUUCUUUGUCAAAUUGGACAUCACGUCCCUCGUGUGCAAUAUUUGCCUGCGGAAUAUCAACACCCUUGAAAAUCUAAUGACGCACCUCAAGGAGGAACACGACAAGAACAUACACACGGAUAUCAAUAACCACAUACUGCCGUUCAAAUUCGAAAGCGAGACGCUCAAGUGUUUCAUAUGCUUGAACGUUUUCAACAAAUUCAAAGCCUUGCAAGAGCACAUGCACACGCAUUACAGGAAUUUCAUUUGCGAAGUGUGCGACGCCGGCUUUGUGAAUAAGCACCUGCUGCUGUGCCACAGGGAGGGCCAUAAGAAAGGCACGUUUGAGUGCAAGCAGUGCACGGACGUGUUCGACACGGUGCGCAAAAUGAAGCAGCACGUGCGGAAAGUGCACAACGGAAGCCUGCCGCACAAAUGCGGUUAUUGCAACGAGAGAUUCAAAGAGAACUUUCACAAGAACGAACACUUGGCGAAGGUGCACGGUGUCGUAGGGCCGGCCAUUAAGUGCCAAGCGUGCGAUAGGACGUUCGCCACGCAACAGACGUGGUUGUUGCACACGAAGAAGUAUCAUCUGAUGCAGAGGCAGUAUAAAUGCUCCCGCUGCGAAAUGGACUUCUUUUCGAAGAGGGAACUCAAUGAUCACAUGGUGAAGCAUACAGGGACUAGAGAGUAUAGAUGCGAUAUAUGCUUUAAGUGUUACGGGCGGUUGAAGACGCUCAAGGAGCACCUGCGGAGACUGCAUUCGGACGAAAGAAGAAGGAACUGAGAUCGUUAAAAUAGUGCUUUCUGCGCUCAUCUUAAGGUUGAAUGCCGUGUGACAAUUUAUUAUAAAGAGAAUCUUAGCAUAAGUCAAGAUAUUAUUUAAACUCGACGUCAAAUGUAUCGUAAACAGAUCUUAUUAUUAUUUAAUUUUGUACGGUUGCAUGUAUGUUUGUUUGAUGUUUACAUAUUUAUUGAAGU